AUGAAAGGGCUUUUUCAUGAUCCAGACAAGACCUUAGUACAAUGGCCUAAUACGGAAUUACAUGAAAGCAAAAUAAGAAAUUUAGCCAGUAGAGCAAAACAGCCUGAUUUCACAGUUUCUUUAAUACAUCAACAACAAAUUGAUUCAGUGAUUUUUGUUGGAGAAGUACUUUUAUGA
Molecule: messenger RNA, 177 nt
Organism: Entrophospora sp. SA101
Lineage: Eukaryota; Fungi; Glomeromycota; Glomeromycetes; Entrophosporales; Entrophosporaceae
Source: the annotation of a GenBank genome assembly